Messenger RNA from Anthostomella pinea, 1413 nucleotides. Lineage: Eukaryota; Fungi; Ascomycota; Sordariomycetes; Xylariales; Xylariaceae. The record is from the annotation of a GenBank genome assembly.
AUGGCCACCGAGUCUGAUCUAGUGUUCUCUUCACAGGCCAACCACAACUUCUCACGCAUCCUCACAGACCUCAAACGGUCGAACCUCUCCAUAACCAACCGCCUACGCUCCAUCCGCGAAGAUGCAGACUUCGUCUCCGAGGUAGCCAGUGCAUUCAGGCGGCCGCUAGUCGCUAACGAGCGGUGCGGCAGCUGGUACAUCGCACCGGAGAGCAAGGCCGGGUCCGCCUAUUUCAAGAGCACCGACGGCCACGUCGGACAGUGGAAGUUCAGCACGCGGCGCCUCAACCUGCAAUUACUGAAGAUCAUCGGGGAGAGCGAUGGCUGUAUCAUUAUCGACUCAACUAGGAGGGGCAAGCGGAUGCCGGAUGCCCUCAGCAAGACGGUGCCGAUCUGGUGCUGCGUGCUGAACCACGUGCUGUUCCCCGAAGCUACAAAAUGCCACGAUGUCUACACGCCGCCAAAUGUGGUCCCGCUAUCAGAGCAAGCGCAGAUCGAAUCCAGAAUCGCGGAGCAUGUCGCCUCGUUGAAGGCGCUGGACGUGGAUAUAGAAACCCUCAGGCGGCAGGUCAGCAAGCCUCUUCGCCCCGUAUGGGUUACGCAGGAGUCCCAACUCGUCCCGACAGACCAGAUCUUCGACGACUUCCACCCGGUUAUCUGCUGUACCAGCUCACGACGGGUUCUGGGCGGGGAGAUGAGUGAGGGCGGGUACAUCCAGGGUGCUGGAGACGAUACCGAGAACUGGGCACUCGGGUUGACUCCCCCAGUCUUCUGGGGUAAUGCGGGAGUCCUAUCGGCCGCUCCCGAAGCCGACUUACCGGAUCUUGUGCGUUCAUUACUCGCAAAGGGACAAGCGGAAACGAAUACGGAUGCACCGAGGCAGGUUGCGCCGUGUCUGUUCGUCAGUCGACUGCCGGUCGCUACUGGUCAAUCUCCAUCUACCUGCACGAUAGCCUUCGCUUCGCGGACCAUUGACGCAAGCUCAUGGAUCAAAAGCCCGCUGCACAUGGAGGUAGGCAUUGGGAAGCAGAAGGUCGCCAGCCGGACUCUGCGUUCUGCUCUGCCCCAGAUUUGUGCAUUUGCACGGCAAUUUCUGGAGCAAGGUUCCGAUCCUCUACAAAGUUCAGAUCCUUUACAAAGUUCAAAUCCUUCACAAGGUUCAGACUCGGAUACUACGGAAGAAAGACAUAUAACCAUUGCGUGCGAGACGGGCAAAGAUCUAUCGAUCGGAGUGGCUCUAGCACUCCUGUGUCAAUGCUUCGACGACCGUGGGAAGUACGACUCCAAAGCAGCAGACGCCGGUAUGAACAAGAGCAUCAUCAAGUUGAAGCUCGGCCGCGUCAUGAUGGCAUUCCCGAAGGCGAACCCUAGUCGGGCGACGCUGCAGAGUGUCAACAGCUUCCUCAUGGGGUAG